UUGUCAAGCGAAGUGCAACGAUAACAAACUUCAGGCGUGGAGAUUCCUAACCUGCCAGCAGCAGUGUGUAUCCUUGGUAAGAAACGAAAACUACCCACAUGCUGGAAGAUGACUCGCACCGACUUGACUAGAGUUAAAGGAAUUUAAAAGCGGUCGAGGAUGCGGUGCCGCCUUAGCUGCGUAAGUCAAAGGUGUGUGCUUUGUUGACAUUCAUUCAGGGGAAGCUCGACGACUUCAAGGGGUGAUCGGUUCCAUGCUACGGGCAACGACCAUGCUUGGUCUUGGCUAACCUCACCGCCUACCCGUUUCGGACAGGUAUUGGCUGAUAAGCGGCAGGGUGCUUCCUUAUCACCUGGGCUACUGCCGCUGUUGGCUGGGGUCGCCGGCCAUCCACCACAGGUGCGGGACAGGCGUGGACGGAACACAAGACCGGACCACUCGCUACCUAUCAACAUGCACCCAGCACCACCUGUUCACCAACCACUGCACCGCGCAACACGCACAAUCACACCUCGACGAUUUUCUCUUGUCUUCCGCCUCUCGCGCUUCAAAGAGCUGCCAGGCUCUGAAUUGUCAUAAAGAGUGGACGGCGCUAUGAUAUGAGCGGGUGCGCGCGGGGCACAAUGCUUGGACACCGCUAGUUGGCCCGUCAUGACAACUGCCUCGACUGCUGCUGCUGCUGCUGCUGCUCCCACUUUCUCUGCGCCCUCUGCGCCCUCUGCGCCCUCUGCGUCCCCUGCGGUCCCUGUCACUGCACAGAGUCAGGGCCCCGCUCCCACUCGUCUCUCAACCCCACGACCAAAGUCGCCCAGGACGAGCUCAGAACCAUCUUCGUCGACAAACAACCUGAAGGCCGGCACCAGGUCACGGACCAAACGGGGAUCGCCGUCGCCCCAGUCCAACGCGCAGCGGACAGACCCCCUUUCUGACAAGGCCACCGUUUAUCUGAUCAGGCGCAUCUUGUGUCCUCAACACCAGGACAAGGGCAAGACCCCGCCGGUAUCGAUUGAGGAUGUGCUGCCGCCUCUGACCAGUCGGAACGAUGUCGACCUGCAGCUGUACGCACUAAUUGCCAUCAUCCUCCGGGAAUAUGUCCAGAACUGGUACAACAAGAUCACCCCCGACGACUCGUUUGUCGCCGAGAUUGUCCAGCUUAUUGCCCAUGUCACUAGAGCGCUUGAGCAGCGCCUUCGCAAUGUCGACCUCGAGAGCUUGCUCCUAGACGAGCUGCCCGAUCUUCUCGACAGGCAUGUCACUGCCUAUCGAGCAGCUCACAAUCCCAUCACGCAGUCUCCCCUUCAGACGAAUGCGCGCGAGAUCUAUCACGCUCUGUGCCCCCUGCCCGCUCUGUCUCCCGUCCCGUGCUCAGGAAGCCCGGAGAGCGUAGCUGAGCAAGCCGAAAAUGAGGCGGCGUUUCGUCAGCUGCUGGUUCAUGCUGUUCUUGCCGUACUCUUGCCCACUGAGGAUCUCCAGAACAACUGUCUUGUGGCCCUGGUUGGCCAGAUAUUAUCGGAGCUGAUAAUCGGGAAUAUUCUGGCCAACAAGCUGUCAGAGCCUUGGUUCAUCUGGGAAUGUUUCUCAAUAGCGUCCAGCGUUAUCACACGGCGCAGAUCUGCCGAAGAUGAGCCUCUGCCCCGAAGGAAGAGUAAAGUACCGCUACAGGCCCGCACUUCGUCGUCGGUCCAAUCGAUCCAGGCACUGUUCUGGACCAUCGUUCAUUGGAUCCUCCUCACGAUAUCGUUUGUGAGGGUGGCUAUCACUAUCUUGAUCACCUCCCACUCCCUACCACCUCGUUCAUCGCGCAGCACGACCGCAUACGAGAAAGUGGCGGCUCACCAUACGACUCGAGUGGACCUCGAAAAGCAUGCCGGUUCGUCCGAUGUUGAGUCGGAAAGCUUCAGGACACCCGUUUUGGCAUUCAGAUGCUGGUCAGCAAUAUCCAACUUGAUCGAGAUGGACGGCCGGAUGCCGUGGCUCAGCGGCACAGUGGCCAUGUUGCAGUGGAUCAUGAUGAGAAGCCCAGGAAGGCUGGGUGGUGUUGACGGGAGCAUUGACAGGCUUCUAUCUUACGCAGUCCACAAGUACAUCCUUGACCCAUCAGGUCUACCCCCACUUCUCCGCAGUGUGCGAGGCGCACUCUUCCCCAACAACCUGCCAGGGAUCUCGAGUUUGACGGCACCCUCGUCUGAAGACGAGCUGCUUGCGCUAAGGCGCAGGUGUGCUAAGGAUCUUUGGGCGCUAAUUUCGCCUGGAUUUAUGGCAAAGCUCCUUGGGUCCGUUUAUUUCAGUGGCCGUUGCGGAUUUGGCGGCAAUUCUGGUCUCAAAACCACGGCCGCGAGCCUUAAGACCAGGCCAACUGCUACUGUUAACACCGGUAGUACUAGCGCGCCCAUGAUGGUAAGUGAAGAGGAUGCCGAAAAGCGAGGCGCACUAGCCGGUGCUUCUCGUUCUACGACCAGUCGGGGAGCAAGCAAUGUCGGUUCUGCCACUGUCCAGCCUGCUGCUUCUCAAAACUCAUCACAGACGCCGAAGCAGGAUCAGACACAAAUGGAACAGAUGCGGAGCGGGAGCGGACCGAAGAAAAGCGGCCUAGAUCAGGGCCAGCAGGCGGUGGUUCCUGGUAAUGCUAGCAUUACUGGCGGCCCAGUCCCAACUCACCAACAGGGGUCAGGGUCGUCUGGAUCGCUUUCCUCGUUAUCGUCUGUUGCCCCUGCCCCUGGAUUUAGAGCUGGGCCUGGGUCUGGCCUUGGCCUUGGGUUUGGCCGUAGAGGGUCAGCACCUUCGGCAACAGCAGCAACCAUUACUACCAGUUCCGAUCCCCGGUCAGGUAGCAACAGCAGCAGCUCUAGUACGGGUAAUAGUCGGAGCAGUAGCAAGCUGUCUCUUACUGGAGGUGGUAGCACUAACGACGCCGCCAUCCGUGCAGCAGCCUCAGCCACCAAGACCAAAUUAGCCAAGAGGGUGGAGGACCAACACGCUCAUGUUGUUGAAGUCCAUUUUCAGCAAGAGCUUGACGCGAAUGCAGAUGCCGAGGCAGGUGAUAUACACGCCGCUUCUGCUUUCGCUGCCGCAGGCGGUCAAGCUCACGUUGAUGAUGCUGACGAUGAUGUUGACGAUGGAAACCCAGAUGAAGAGACGAUUUUGACAGAAAUCGAACAAGGAAUUCUGGAUGUGUUUAGCGAUGCCUAUCUAAACAAGCAUCUGAUUUACUCGAUACUGGAGUUGAUCCUGGUGCGGUUGAUGCCUGAAUUGGCGGAGAAGAGGGUUAGCGAGCUUUGGGAAGAGAGGCUUGUUUGAAUUGGGGAUCGAAUAAGAGUACCGAAUAGGGUUUGGUCGUUGUUCUUGCGAGACUUGUGUCUGUUGAUGUUUUUGGUUUGUGUGUUCGUAACAACAAGCAGUCUAGUUUUUGGGGAGAAAAGAAGAAAGGGGGGGGGGGAGGUGCGAGUUCACGGGUGCUCACAAUGUCAACAGCCAGAAAAUACGCUAGGAGAAGGAGCGAUGCACAGGCAAUUUAGAUGUGGGAGUGUUACGCAUCACCCCUGGAGAGUUCGUUAGCGUGGUACUUGCAGAGCGCUAUUUUACCACUUUUAGGUUAGUUAGGUAGCAUUCCAGACCUGCACAGCACCCGCCUGGUUCGUUGUUGGCCGCUGUGAAUGGAGUCAAGUUUUGGUGCAUGUGUGUGGGACACUCGGUCGGACACGAUCAAUUGUUGUUCUGACCCUGGUUGUAGCGAGGUUUGGGCUAAUAUGAUGGUUCAAGGUCCC
Messenger RNA from Neurospora crassa OR74A, 3764 nucleotides. Its product is annotated as PXA domain-containing protein. The coding region runs from base 652 to 3297 and encodes 881 amino acids. Gene Ontology annotation, cellular component: extrinsic component of endosome membrane; late endosome; early endosome. Gene Ontology annotation, biological process: early endosome to late endosome transport; endosome to lysosome transport; protein targeting to lysosome. The transcript is spliced from 3 exons. The record is from RefSeq and is a predicted model, not a curated record. NCBI's taxonomy places the organism in Eukaryota, Fungi, Ascomycota, Sordariomycetes, Sordariales, Sordariaceae. Gene Ontology annotation, molecular function: phosphatidylinositol binding.